AUGAACAGCCUGUCGCCGAGACAGAAGACAUGGCUGGCUAUUGGCAUCGUCCUCAUAGUUCCUCCGGCUCUUUACGCGGGUGACUGGCUACGGCAGAAGGCACCGCCAGAGAAGCUCGCACGAGUCAUCGAUACUGCAGGAGAGGACGAUGAACAUGCGCACGAGCGACGGACUAUUCAGCGCACUCUUGCUUCACUGCGAAAUGAGCGAGUCUUGCUCGAACGUGAACGAGCCAAUCUCGAGCAGAAGCUCCAACAUGUGUUUGCAAGACGGAUGGGCAAGCAGGAACGAGUCGACCACGAUCCGCGCAAUGCAAGCUGA
Messenger RNA from Mixia osmundae IAM 14324, 321 nucleotides. RefSeq lists its product as uncharacterized. Lineage: Eukaryota; Fungi; Basidiomycota; Mixiomycetes; Mixiales; Mixiaceae. The transcript is spliced from 3 exons. The record is from RefSeq and is a predicted model, not a curated record. The coding region runs from base 1 to 321 and encodes 106 amino acids.